AGACGUCCACCAAUGAGUGGGCUGGGGGCUUGAAAGCUAAGAGCUUGGAUUCUGAAGGGUUUCAGCGAGCCCCACGCCAUGGCAAAAGCUCAUAAAAAGAUGCAGAAAGCCUAAAAAGAUAAAGCCAACAGGUCUUCUCAAUGCCAUCACCUCCCUCGUUAUUUAAUUAUCUGCAUGCGAUGCGAUCCAUCCUCCUCUGCAAAACCAUGAUUGAAACCAAAGUCCUCCAUAUGUUGUCCCCUGCUCCAGCUUGAACAGGUAUAGCAGUGGCGCUGUCUCAAUCACGAAUACAAGACUUCUGAAGCAUAAAAAAAAAAAAAUCGAAUCUUGGAGAAGAAAAUUAAGUGGCGCAAUGGAGGAGAGCGGCAGAGUGUACAGGAAAGGCAACUGGAGUCUCCACGAGACGAUGAUCCUGAUCGAAGCUAAGAAGGUGGAUUACAGCAGGAGGACGCAGAGAACGUUGAAGGAGAGCGGCGGUGGAGGCGGAGCCGGCAGCAGUCGGCCGCAGGAGAUGCGGUGGAAGUGGGUGGAGGAUUGUUGCUGGAAACAGGGGUGCCACCGGAGCCAGAACCAGUGCAACGACCGGUGGGACAACCUCAUGCGCGACUACAAGAAGGUGCGAUCCUACGAGGCGAGCUCGAGCCACGAUCCGGCCUCGCCGUCUUAUUGGAAGCUGGAGAGGCACGAAAGGAAGGAGAGAAACCUGCCCGCCAAUCUCCUGCCGGAGAUAUACGAAGCUUUGAGUGAGGUGGUGCAGAUGAGAGCCGCCAUGGCGGAGAAGCCACAAGGUGGUGGUGGCGGCGGCGGCGGCACGCCGUUGGUUGCUCCAUCCAUAGAUUCUGAAGACAGUGAACGCUCGAUCUCAGCAUCGCCGGAGACGAAGAGAAAACGAGGAAGAACAGGGGAAGAAAGCAGCAGUCACCGCCACCUCGGGGUCGGCUCUGCGAUCUCCAAAUGCGCCUCGAUCAUAGCAGAUGCUUUGCAGGAAGGUGAAGAGAAGGAGGGGAUGAGGCACAAGGAUCUCCUCGGCAUCGAGCAGAGGAAGGCGAAGCUGGAGGAGACGAAGUCGCAGGUCGCCGCUCAGUCCAUGGACGGCCUCGCCACCGCCGUCAACAAGCUCGCCACCUCCAUCCUCGGCUUGGUCACCGCCAGAGUGCAGAAGCUCCAAAAGUAAACGGCAUCCAAUCAUCAACCAAGCUGGGUCGGUCGAGCUUGCUGUUCCGGAGAAAAAGGUCAGUCCAUGAAGAAAGAUUCUCUGCCUCUUUCUCUCUUUCUUUGCAUGUAAGAGGAUGAUGAUGUUGACUUAAUUAGAUUAUACAGCGUUGAACUUGUAGUGGGUUUAGAUUUGGAGCUUGAUCAAUAGAUUUGUUUUGUGUAAUCCAAUUGUUGUCAUGUUGGAUCGAGGCAUUUACUUUUUGUGUCA
Molecule: messenger RNA, 1423 nt
Organism: Zingiber officinale
Lineage: Eukaryota; Viridiplantae; Streptophyta; Magnoliopsida; Zingiberales; Zingiberaceae
Product: trihelix transcription factor ASR3-like
Exons: 2
Coding region: 353-1174 (273 amino acids)
Source: RefSeq, a predicted model, not a curated record